GGGAUCGGGAUGGGGCGGACCCGCGUGGAGCUGUUCUACGAUGUGGUGUCCCCGUACUCGUGGCUGGGGUUCGAGGUGCUUUGUCGGUACCAGCACAUCUGGAAUAUUGAUCUGUGCUUUCGUCCGUCUUUCCUUGCUGGCAUAAUGCAGGCAACUGGUAACAAGCCCCCAGGAAUGUUGCCAAAGCGUGGAGAAUACAUGCUGAAGGAUGUAGAAAGGAUGGCAAAAUACUACCAAGUGCCUGUGAAAAUUUCAGGAGGUGUCUUACAACGUGUCAUUGGUACAGGCACUCUUGCGGCCAUGCGCUUCCUCACAGCCAUUGAUAUGACACAACCACGAUACCUGGAACCCUUAUCUAGAGAGUUCUGGAUACAGUUUUGGUCACAGCAUGAAGAUAUUAGUCAACCGGAGAACAUACUGGCUGUUGCCCAACGGGCUGGACUAUCAUCAGAGGUCGCCCAAAAGCAACUUGAAAUGAUCUCAUCCUCUGCAGUGAAGAAUAGACUGAAGGAGACAACAGAGGAAGCACUAAAAUAUGGGGCAUUUGGGAUGCCUGCUGUUGUGGCACAUUUCAAUGGAGAACCUCAUCUCUUUUUUGGCUCUGAUCGCUUAGAGCUGCUAAGCAGCGUUAUAGGUGAAAAAUGGCUGGGGCCAGUUCCAUCAGUUCCAAGCCCCAAGAUGUGAAGAGUCCUGAGGAAGUGUGGAAGAGUGAAAAUAUACACGAUCAACCUUCAGUGAUUAUCUGAAUGUAUCCAAUUUUAUGCAGAGAUGGCUUUCUCAUCUUUAACCACUAACUUUAUGGCUCAGUCUUAUCUCUAAUAACAAAGAAGUUGAAGGUUUGCCAGUAGUACUAGUCUGGUGAGGUCUUUACCAAUACAAAUAUGCUUUUCUUUCGACAGAUUAAUGGUUAACAUUAAAGAUUAAACAUUA
Cuculus canorus (common cuckoo) is the source of this 930-nucleotide messenger RNA. It is a transcript of the gene GSTK1, whose product is annotated as glutathione S-transferase kappa 1. NCBI's taxonomy places the organism in Eukaryota, Metazoa, Chordata, Aves, Cuculiformes, Cuculidae. The transcript has 8 exons. Gene Ontology annotation, cellular component: mitochondrion; peroxisome. Gene Ontology annotation, molecular function: glutathione peroxidase activity; glutathione transferase activity. The record is from RefSeq and is a predicted model, not a curated record. The coding region runs from base 10 to 684 and encodes 224 amino acids. Gene Ontology annotation, biological process: glutathione metabolic process.